AUGGUUGAGCAAACACUAAACAUGCCAAACGGGAUUGUGGCCCCGCGAGUUGUGGUGGUAGUGUGCCUGUUGAAAGGGAAGAAGGUGCUGUUAGGACGCCGUCGUUCCUCCAUUGGCGACUCCAAGUUUUCCCUUCCUAGCGGCCACCUCGAGUUUGGUGAGAGCUUUGAGGAGUGUGCAGCAAGAGAACUGAAGGAAGAAACUGAUUUGGACAUCAAGAAUAUAGAGCUGCUGACUGUCACAAACCAUGUGUUCCUCGAGGAAGCGAAGCCGUGCCAGUACGUGGCGAUUGUGACCAGAGCAGUGUUGGCAGAUGAAGAUCAAGAGCCCCAGAAUAUGGAGCCUAACAUGUGCGAUGGUUGGGAUUGGUAUGAGUGGGACAAUCUCCCUAAACCACUCUUUUGGCCUUUGGAGAAGGCGGUGCAGGCUGGAUUUAAUCCCUUCCGUCCAUGAUCUAAUUCCUCCAGGCCGUUUUAAUUCUGUUAAAGAGAAAAGAACUAAUUAAUCUAUGUAUGCGUGAAUAAAUAUGCUAUCCAAAUCUCAUGUUAGAGAGGCUGCUCCGAAUUAGUAUUGGGAUGUUAUUAUAUAAUUGAAGGAAGUUGGGGUUUUACUGUAAAA
Molecule: messenger RNA, 618 nt
Organism: Pyrus x bretschneideri (Chinese white pear)
Lineage: Eukaryota; Viridiplantae; Streptophyta; Magnoliopsida; Rosales; Rosaceae
Product: geranyl diphosphate phosphohydrolase-like
Exons: 2
Coding region: 1-453 (150 amino acids)
Biological process (GO): dGTP catabolic process
Cellular component (GO): cytosol
Molecular function (GO): 8-oxo-7,8-dihydrodeoxyguanosine triphosphate pyrophosphatase activity
Source: RefSeq, a predicted model, not a curated record